GCAGAGGGGAGAGCAGCCUGAACUGAGCAUCGCACGUCAGAACAGGCGGAAUACUGCACCUCGCACUUCAAAGGGAAACCUGCUAACAUCUCAGGGAUGCUGUGAUUGGUGCAUAAGGAGUGUGAGGUCACUGUGGAUGCUCUGGAUUGGACAGGCCAUGCUGUGGACCGGGUGCCUCUGCCUCCUGAUGGUGUCUCUUUGCGGGGGGGGCCCCGCUGAAGGGGGCCACCAGGUCCCGCAACAAGCUGCUGCUCAUCUCCUUCGACGGAUUCCGGUGGGACUACGACCGAGACGUGGACACCCCCAACCUGGACGCCAUGGCGCGGGACGGCGUGAAGGCGGCUUACGUGACUCCGCCCUUCAUCACCAUCACCAGCCCCACACACUUCACCUUGCUCACAGGGCGAUACGUAGAGAACCACGGCGUGAUCCACAACAUGUGGUUCAACACCAGCAGCCAGGAGAAGAAGCCGUACUACAUGACCCAGUUUGUGAAUGAGUGGUGGGACAACGGCAGCCUCCCCAUCUGGAUCACAGCUCAGAGACAGGGUCUGAAGGCCGGCUCCCUGCACUUCCCCGGCACCGCCUCCAGCUACGAGGGCGAGCGGGCGCUGGUGGCCGAGGUGGAGCCGCGGUUCUACAACUACGCCAACGAGACGGCCUGGCGGGAGAACGUGGACAAGGUGAUGGGGGCGUGGUUCGGCGGGCGGGACCUGGACUUCGUGUCCAUGUACUUCGGGGAGCCGGACGGCACGGGGCACCGGCACGGCCCCGACUCGCCGCAGCGGCGCGCCAUGGUGCGCCAGGUGGACCGCACCGUGGGCUACAUCCGCGCCGCCGCCCGCCGCCACGGCCUGGCCGAGCGCCUGGACCUCAUCAUCACCGCCGACCACGGCAUGCGGGCCGUGCUGCGCGACGGGCUGGUGCAGGAGAUCGUCCUGUCCCGCAUCCCCGGCUUCUCCUUCCAGGACCUGUCCUUCCACCUGGUGGACUUCGGGCCCGUGGGCAUGCUGCUGCCCAAGGAGGGCCGGCUGGAGAAGGUGUACAGCGCCCUGCAGGGGGGGCACCCCCACCUGCACGUCUACAAGCGGGAGGACAUGCCCAGCCGCCUCCACUACGCCAAAAACGCCCGCAUCCUGCCCCUCCUCCUCAUCGCCGACCCCGGAUACGUCAUCAACGGGUUUGCCACCCUGCAGUUCAACAAGGGCGAGCACGGGUUCGACAACGAGGACAUGGACAUGAAGCCCUUCUUUCGGGCCGUGGGGCCGUCCUUCCGCCGGAACCUGGAGGUGGGGCCCUUUGAGACGGUCAACGUGUACCCGCUCAUGUGCCACCUGCUGGGCAUCCAGCCCGAGCCCAACGACGGAACCCUGGACGCCACCCGCCACAUGCUGGCAUCCUACCAGCCCCCCCCCAGCCCACCUGCAGGCGCAGGGGAGAGCGCCGUCCUGCCCAGCGUGGUCACGGGGCUGCUCGCUGUGCUCGGGUUUCUGGCCAUCGUGUUCGUGGCGACGGUGUCUCACUCGGCCUGCCGGAGGAGGAGAGCCAGUCAGAGCGUGCAGCAAAAAAAGAUGGCCUUUGAAGAAAAAGAACUGGACACAAAACAGACAGCCAUGUGAAGGACAGAGGAACGGGCAGAUUCUCAGAAGGACAUCCCAAAAUGAGCCGGAGGAUUUCACAGCGAGCGGCAACACGAACAUCCCAUAAACCUCACGAACACCUCCUGACCUCGACACUACUGCCCUUUGCCUUUUCAGACACUCUUUACCCAAGAGGGUUAUUUUAUGCUUCAUUAUGUUGUAUUCUUAUUCAGUUUAGACGUACAUGUUGCUGGAGAUUCCUACUAUGAGAAAUUAGUAUUUGUAAGAAUUUAGAAAAUCUAAUUAUUACAAAGCAUUUAAAUUAGGUUCAGGGAGAUGGCUCUUUUAAAAAUAAAUGCCUUACAACCUUUUGUCAGCCUCCAAUUAAAAAACUAAUCAAAAGAAAUAUUCAAAAACCUACCUGAAAAAAUGAGAAUUUCCUCUCCAAUUAACUGGCACACCUGUGCUUAUGGUUUACAUUUAAGGAAUUUAAGUUCUCCAUCAGUGUAUAGUACCAUUUACUUUAUGAUAGCAGCACUUUUUAAUCUUUAGUGCCAUCUUUAGUGUAAAAAUAUUGAGUAUUCAUAUUUUAUUAAAUAAACAUUUGCUUCAUUGCCCAGAGGCAAUGGUGCGGAGUGGGAGUGUUGCUUGAUUGAAAUUAUUAUCUAGCCCACUGUUCUCCAUAUUUUCUUUACAAAAAAUUUUGUACGUUGUUUGUAUACAAAUGUAAUUCAUGAGUUUGUCCUCUCUAAUGUGCAACGCCUGUAUUUUACAUCCAAAAUACCAAAUCUAUUUUUUGUAUGCCAAGACAAUGUUUUUUUUUUUUUUUUUUGGAGAUGCCAGACAUACAUAUUUUUUUAUAGGGACUCUGUAAAAAGUUAUAUACAAAUAAAAUGUAAUU
This is a messenger RNA of Anguilla anguilla (European eel), 2481 nucleotides long. RefSeq names its product ectonucleotide pyrophosphatase/phosphodiesterase family member 7-like. The coding region runs from base 318 to 1619 and encodes 433 amino acids. The record is from RefSeq and is a predicted model, not a curated record. The transcript has 7 exons. NCBI's taxonomy places the organism in Eukaryota, Metazoa, Chordata, Actinopteri, Anguilliformes, Anguillidae.